Molecule: messenger RNA, 7392 nt
Organism: Phacochoerus africanus (Common warthog)
Lineage: Eukaryota; Metazoa; Chordata; Mammalia; Artiodactyla; Suidae
Product: RE1-silencing transcription factor-like
Exons: 4
Coding region: 285-3635 (1116 amino acids)
Biological process (GO): regulation of gene expression
Cellular component (GO): nucleus
Source: RefSeq, a predicted model, not a curated record
CGGGGGGCCCGGCGCGCGGAGGGCGCCCGCGGAAGGCAAGACUCGGCCGGUGAGGCGCGGGGACUGUGCGUCCUCUGCCCGGCCUGGGGCCGGGGGGCCUCGGUGUGGCCGGCGGCGCCCCGAGGUGCGGAUCUGCGGUCCUUGGUGCGGGAAGAGAGCCUGGGACCAGCGCCGGGACGAGUCGGGGCGUGAGGACGCGGGAAGCCGGCUGGGCCGGGAGGAAGCGAGGCGCCGAGUUUGCAAAGAGCCGCUUUGUGUCGAACGUGUUCGGAGAAAAUGGCCGGAUGCCUGUUAGGGUUGGAAGCGCUGCCGCCGAGGCCGGAGCUGGGGCCGCGGCCCCGAGGGCUCCGCGCCGGGCUCCGGGCUGCGCUCGGACCGCCUUCCGGACCCACGUUGCAGUCCCUUUGCGGCUGGGGGAUCAGGACCCGGACGGUUGGAGGGUGGUUCCGAGGAGUCGGGCUGCAGGGUUGAGCCCUCGGACAGCGUUUGCUUUGUGUGAUGGCAUCUGGUUCCAACUUUGGUUGAGCAGAGCAAUGGCCACGCAGGUGAUGGGGCAGUCCCCUGGCGGCGGAGGGCUCUUCCCGGGCAGCGGCGCCGUGGGCAUGGCCUUGCCUAACGACAUGUAUGACUUGCCUGAUCUCUCGCGAGCGGAGCUGGCCGCGCCUCAGCUCAUCAUGUUGGCCAACGUGGCCUUGACUGGGGAGGUCAGCGGCGGCUGCUGUGAUUACCUGGUUGGCGAAGAAAGACAGAUGGCGGAAUUGAUGCCGGUCGGGGACAACAGCUUCUCGGAGAGUGACGGAGAAGGACUGGAGGAGUCCCCUGAUGUCAGAGGCGAAGCCAGGGGACUGGAAAGCAUGGAGCUGGAGGGCUUGGAACCCGGGGUCGUCGAACCGGGACCCGAAUGUGCGGGAUCCGCUGCCCCAGAAGCUUACAGCUCCAGGAGCGAGCUUCCUCCAGAGGCACCUGUCACAGAGGACAGAGGCAAGAGCUUGAGGACCAAGCCCUUUCGCUGUAAACCCUGCCAGUACGAGGCGGAGUCUGAGGAGCAGUUUGUGCAUCACAUCCGUGUGCACAGUGCCAAGAAGUUUUUUGUGGAGGAGAGUGCAGAGAAGCAGGCCAGAGCCCGGGAGGCCGGCUCCGCAGCCGCGGAGGAGGGGGACUUCUCCAAGGGUCCCAUCCGCUGUGACCGCUGUGGCUACAACACCAACCGCUACGACCACUACGCGGCCCACCUGAAGCACCACACCAGGGCCGGGGAGAACGAGCGCGUCUACAGGUGCAUCAUCUGCACCUACACCACGGUGAGCGAGUACCACUGGCGGAAACACCUGAGGAACCAUUUUCCACGGAAGGUGUACACGUGCGGAAAGUGCAACUACUUUUCAGACCGAAAGAACAACUAUGUUCAGCACGUGCGAACUCACACAGGAGAACGUCCGUAUAAAUGUGAACUUUGUCCUUACUCAAGUUCUCAGAAGACUCACCUAACCAGACACAUGCGUACUCACUCAGGUGAGAAGCCAUUUAAGUGCGACCAGUGCAGUUACGUGGCCUCUAAUCAACACGAAGUAACCCGCCACGCGAGACAGGUGCACAACGGGCCUAAACCGCUGAGCUGCCCGCACUGUGACUACAAGACAGCAGACAGAAGUAACUUCAAGAAGCACGUCGAGCUGCAUGUCAAUCCACGGCAGUUCAACUGCCCGGUGUGCGACUACGCAGCUUCCAAGAAGUGUAAUCUGCAGUAUCAUUUCAAGUCGAAGCAUCCCACCUGCCCCAGUAAAACGAUGGAUGUCUCAAAGGUGAAACUGAAGAAAACCAAAAAGCGAGAGGCCGACUUGCCUGAUGACAAAAUCACCAGCGAGAAAACAGAAACGGAGCAGGCAAAGAUAAAGGGGGACGUGGCUGGGAAGAAAAACGAGAAGUCUGUAAGAGUGGAGAAAAAAGAGAAUGUUUCAAAAGAGAAAAAGCCUUGUAGUAACGCCUCCAGCCAGGUGACUACCAGAACUCGCAAAUCGGCCAUGGAAGCUAAAGACGUGGAAGCCCACCCAGGAAACCGUUCAGAAGCAACCUGCACCACCAAGAAGAGCAAGAGGAAGGUGGGCGCUGAAGCCCGUCCCUUACAAGAGCCUGUUCCGGAUGAGGAACCUGCGCCAAAAAAGAAGAAGAAGGCAGAGAGCAAAUCCAGAAGUGGCCAGGAAACACCAAAGGGUGACAGCAGAGUGGAGAAUAAGAAGCAAAGUAUUUGCAUGAAGAAGAGCACAAAGAAGAAAACUCUGAAACAUAAACCCUCUAGAAAAAGCAGCAAGGCGGCUCAGAAGGGUACUGUCCAGCAGAAACCUGCUCAGACAGAGCCUCCUCAGGUGGGGCCUGCACUGCCAGACCCGCCUCCCCCUCCUCCCUCUGUGGGGCCUGGCGAGGUCAUUCAGGUGACACCUGCUGAGGUAGAGGUUGCUGGCACGGAGCCUCCCCCUGCGCCCCCUCCUCCUCCUCCUGCGGGGCCUGCAGGGGUCGUUCAGGUGACACCUUCGGAGGUAGAGGUCGUUCAGGUGGCACCUGCAGAGGUAGAGGUUGUUCGGGUGGCACCUGCGGAGGUUGAGGUUGUUCAGGUGGGGCCUGAGGAGAAGGAACCUCCCCCUCCUCCCGUGGAGCCUGCGAAGGUUGUUGAGGUGGUACGGGCGGAGGUAGAGUUUGUUCAGGUGGCACCUGCGGAGGUGGAGGUCGCUCGGGUGGGGCCUGAUGAGACGGAGCCUCCUCCUCCUCCCCCUCCCCCCGUGGGGCCUGCGGAGGUUGUUCAGGCGGCACCUGCGGAGGUUCAGGUGACAGCUGCAGAGGUUGCUCGCCUGGGGCCUGAUGAGAAGGAGCCGCCGCCUCCUGUGGAGCCGAUCCCCAAAAGGUCUCCUCGAAAAGAGAGUGACCGGGAAAAGCCCGACCCGCGGAGGGCCGUGACCCAGGAGGAACAGGUGCUUGUUGAAGGUGGCCCGGUGCCUGUUCAGGAUGGGGCCCGUGGGCAGGACCUGUCACCACCUCCACCUCUGCCGGGGGAACUCCCGAAAGAAGAGGCGUCCGGAGACCGAAACGUUGUCCCUGCAGGCGGAGGUGGUCAGGAAGCCCGUCUCGGGACCGUGGAGGCGGAGGAGGCCGUGGAGGGUCCAGCUGGUCUUGGCGCCGCCAUCGAGCCGUCUGCUCAGGUUCCAUCCUCUGAACACAAGCCGAGGGAGCCCGAACGUGAGCCUCCGGAGGGCGCACGGGUGGCGAUGGACAGCGACGGGGACAAGGCGGAGAGCGCCCCUGGCAGAGACCCAGCCUCCCGAGCACCCGGGGCGUCCCCUCCGGUCACCACGGCCGCAGGUGGGGCUCCGGACGUGGAGGAAGACGAAGGCAUCCACAGUCACGACGGAAGCGACCUGAGCGACAACGUGUCCGAGGACAGCGACGACUCAGGGUUGAACGGGGCUCGGCCGGCCCCACAGGAGACGCGCGGGAAGAGCGGCAAGGAUGCAUUGGCGGCGGGCGGGUUCGUGUGCAUCUUCUGUGACCGCGCGUUCCGGAAGGAGAGGGACUACAGCAGGCACCUGCAUCGCCACCUGGUUAACGUCUACUUCCUGGAAAAGGCGGCGCAAGGGCAGGAGUGACGCGGCGCGGGCGGGUUCAGCUUGAGGUCUGGAGGGUCCCCGUGGCGUUGUGUGGUCAUCUCUGGGGCGGCCCGCCCCUGGUCGGUCGGUCAUGUUGCUUUAUUGGGUGUUGGUCUGGGUUUGUAAGCGGCGGGGCCGGCAUGUGUAGCUAUGAAGCGGGUCUGAGGGCGUGCAGUGCAGCAGCAGGCGGGGAGGUCUGUUGGUUCCUGCACGGGAUUGAACCCUUGGGGCCCAGGUGGCGUCAGAGCGGGCUGCGGCUUUGUCCAGCUCCGACUUGGCGGUGUCUCCGCGCGCCUGUCUUCCUGUCUCACUUGAGUGUAUUCCUAGUUCCUCUUUCGCCCUAGCAAAAUUGGCAUACUUCGGUAGCAAAUUCCCUGAAGAAUUUACCUGCUUUAUUUAAAGUUAGCACUUUAAAAAAUUUUUGAGAUGAGAAGAGACAUUUAAAUUGAAGAGAAAUUGUGCCAACAGUGCACGUUGUACUAGUCCAGGUAUUUUACUUCCUGAGUUUUGAUCAAUAUGUAUUUUUCUUUUUUUUCCUUUUUCUUUUUUUUUUUUCUUUUUUGAUUUUAGGGCUGUCCGUGCGACAUAUGGAAGUUCCCAGGCUAGGGGUCAUAUCAGAGCUACAGCUGCUUGCCUACACCACAGCCCCAGCCCCAGGAGAUCCGAACGGGGGCUGUGACCUACACCACAGCUCACAGCAAAGCCAGAUCCUUAAUCCAUUGAGUGAGGCCAGGGAUCAGACCCAGUCCUCAUGCAUGGGUACCAGUCGAGUUCAUUACUGCUGAGCUAUGAUGGGAACUGCUCACUAUGUAUUUCUUAUUUGUAUAUGUUAAUCGUCGUAAGAACAAUGACUUGGGGUUUUUUUGGGUUUUUUUGGGUUUUUUGGUGCUUUAAUGCAUUAAGAUGUUGCACAUUAUUGUUAACCUAUGCAGUUACAUUUUUUUUUUAGAAAUAGCAUUUGUGUUGUAACACCUUAUAUGCAUGUUGCCUUUCACCUCUUUCAUUGCAAAAGGGUAAGUCUUUUUCAGCCUUUUGCAGUUGUCUUUUUUGCAGAGUAUCAGUGUGUGCAAAUUUGUGAACAAAUGAAACAUGCGGGUUCAGUCCGUUGAUUGUGAUUUUAACAUUUUAUAUUAGAAUCUGUUUUUCAUAUAAGUUAUUUAUUUUAAGUUGAUGUCGUGAAUUCACAGCUUUUAAUUUUUUGGCCUGUCUUAGUAUAGCUACUUCCUAAAUGUAUGGUAUUAAGUCAUUUCUUUGAGAAAAACAUUUAUUCAUAGAUGGUGUUUAUAUAUCUACUCCUCUGAAUAAAGAACUUUAGUUUUUAUUUGGACUGCAAAUCUGGAAUCAGGAGGCAGAAGUGCUCCUUCAUGUUAUACAGAAUAUCAGUGUGUGAGAUUCCAAAGCCAUAACAAUGAUACAGAAAACUUAGGAAGAGAAGGUAGGUAUAGCAUGGAUGCUGGUAGAGCCGCUGCUGCUUCCUGUGAAUUCAGUGAAAAAGCUAGUGAAAGUUCAGUUCAGUUCAUAUUUUAAAAAAUCACUUUCUCAGGGAUCUCCACCAACUAGUGCGUGUCCUGGCUGUUCCUGUGACAGCCUUUUUCUUCAGAGAAGGCCUCAGUUGAGUUGCAGCUCUUCUGGUGUUCCUGUGUGGCACUAUGUGUGGAAGAGUAUGUACCUCGCAUUUGUUGGUAUGGUUUGUGGCCGGUUGCCGAAGAAUGCGUAAGAAUCUAACGUAAGUUUUUUUCCUUGCCAAUCAGUUAUUCAUUGCAGUAAAAUAAAGUAUGAUGCCAUUAGGGAACCUUGGUUCCCAUUCUCCCAUGUUCUGUUCUGAAGUAACCACUUAAUAUUUCAUUCAUUUUCUUUGGUGCGGUGCUCUUUGAGGCAGGCGACAGCGUUUGGCAACGUGAAGGGUUAGGAAGAGUAUGUGUGGGUUAAUCCGAGAGAGAAGUUAAAGGCAUUUGAACUUGGAGUUGACUGGGAGGCCAAAGAUUUAAAGAAGCAGGAGAUUUUCUCAAGGGGAGGUGGUAAGUUGUGUGUUACUGGUGUGUGUUUUGUGUUAAUGAUGGCGAUAUAUAAAUGGUGUGAAUUCUAGGUGAAAUCUCAGCUCUGACAAUCAUCGUCGACAGAUCAAGCUGCAAAUAUUUAUGUUUUAAAACUUAAAUUAUAAAGUUAGUUAAACCUUUCUAACUACUAGAUUUUUUGAUGUUCAUGGUUACAUAUUAUAUGUACCUUUUAUAGUACAUAUGAAAUAACUCAUGUUGAAUACAAAUUAGAGAUUGGAAAUCAGUUUGGGUAAGAGGUCGUUAUGGCUCUUCCAUAUUACAAAAGAAGAAAAAUUGAUUUCUGGGCAAUUAGACUAAUUUUCCUAUUUAGGUUUAUAAGACUAGAAUGUCAAAAGCAAAAAUAUGAAGGAAAUUAAAACCCCUUUUAUUAAAGUGAUCUGUGAAAAUAUUAUUACUGGAAACGAGUAGACUUUAAGGCUUUUAUUCCAGAAAAGAAGGACUUGAGUGUCAGGCCUAUAUUAGGUUCUGAACCUUAAUGCCAUGUAUUUGUACUCAUUAAAAUUGUUUCAUUGAAAAGUAUAUUUAGUAAUAGAAACUUCUGGUCUAGUUGGGAGUUUUUACAUUUGAAAAAUGUUAUAUUUACAUUGGAUUGUUUGAAUCUGUUUUCUCAGUUUCCCCUCCCCUGGAUAGAAUUUUCCCUUUUGAUUAAGGAGUAAAAAGUGAACAUGUUCUCUGAGUUGAUUUUUAGUAUUAGAGUGAAAGUUGAGAUGUGUAGAGUAUAAGCUUCAUCAUAGGUGUAAACCUUAUAAAUGAAUCUUUGCUAUUUCCUAAACCUGUAUUCACAUUGAGUUUCAAGAUAGCUUAAGUUCUGUUUUUUCCUCUUUUCAAAGCUGCUUCUUUGGGGCUUUUGGGGCGGGGUUUUGGUUUGUUUUAUUUUGUUUUUAGGUGUAUUUCACAAAGGGCUACUUUUUUUUUUUUUUUUAAUAAGUUUUAACUAGGGCUGGAUCUUUUGCUCUAGUCUUCUAAGAAGGGCCAUUUUAUUUUUAGUAUCACUUCUAAAAUCACAUGGUCUUUAACUUUGAGGACUCAGAUAUGAGUGCUGAUUCAGAUUUAAGCCUAAGUGGACCUCAUUGUCUGUCACCCCAUGAAUGUUGACAAUGGAAGAAAUUCUUUCCUUGUAGUUUUGGACUAAAAAGCUGGGGAAGAAACUUAAUUUUCUCUGUUGCACAAAUCAGAAAAGCAGCUACUGUGCAGAGUUUCCUUGUUGACUUUAGCAGAUGAACUGGACUGAUGGUGUUAAUUCAGAUUUAAGAAAGUAUCUGUCUUGGUUUGAGUAGAUUUGGGAUCUACAUGCAAUAUUAACUAGAUUGGAUAGCUUCUAUGUUUUCCUGUGUGUACAUAAGCAUUACUGAAUUUUUUAAACAGGCGUUGAAACAUUACAACCAUGUUUUUGUUGCACCAAUUAUUUUAAACCUUUACAGUGCAAUACAUGUUAUUUAUCAGAGACAAACCAAAGGUUAAUUUCUCAAAGUUCUUGUUCGCUUUAGCAGCAUUUGAUGGAGGAUCCUUUAUAUACAUUUGUAAUAGAUGAAAAACCAGAUUGCAAAGGCCUUUUUUUUUUUUUUUUUUAAUAAAGCAAAUCAUGUACCAGGUUUUUGGUCCUAAUUGUGUAAGAUAAGUUAAACUUAAAUUGCAUUCUAUUAACCCAUAUAAGUUUAUUUCUGUAAGCAUAGUUAUGUUGAAAUAAAGUUUUAAAAGCA